Messenger RNA from Vicia villosa (hairy vetch), 1017 nucleotides. RefSeq lists its product as uncharacterized. The transcript has a single exon. Bases 1 to 1017 code for a protein of 338 amino acids. The record is from RefSeq and is a predicted model, not a curated record. Lineage: Eukaryota; Viridiplantae; Streptophyta; Magnoliopsida; Fabales; Fabaceae.
AUGGACGCUCUUGAAAAGGUUCUCGCUUUCCUGAUCUAUGGGCAAGUCUUAUUCCCUCGUUAUGACAAAAUUGUUGAUGUGAUUGCCAUUAAGGUUUUUAUCAGCAACAACCCCGUUCCUACAUUAGUGGGUGACUUGUUACAUUCCAUCCAUCAUCGAUCAUCUAAAGGGAAAGGAUGCGUUCUUAGAUGUGCACCUCUAUUACAUAAGUGGUUUAUUUCGCACUUACCCCGUUCCGUGAUAAAGAACGAAGAAGGUUGGACUUGGUUUCAAAGGGUCAUGAGGCUUUCUUACGAUGAUAUCGUUUGGAACCAAAAAGAGUUUGAAGGAACCCAUUUAUUUGAUAGUUGCAGAGAUUUCCCAAAUAUACCUCUUCGUGGUACCCGAGGAGGAAUAACUUAUAAUCCCAUAUUAGCUCGACAUCAGUUUGGUUUCGCUUUGAAAGACAAACUAUGCUCCAUAUACCUUAGUGCAGAAAACUUUGAUUAUGAUUCAGAUACAACCGGGAAGAAGAAGUUGUUUAUUAGAGCUUGGUCCAAGGUAAAGAAGGUAGGUACGAGAGAAUUGGGACUAAAGAACUACAUCCCUUCAGAUCUUUAUUUUAGGUGGAUUUAUGAUCGAGUUGUUGAGUAUGGUAUGCCAUAUCCAUCUGAUAUCCCUGUUGUGCCAAGGGUUACCCCUCUGGCCAUUCUUGUGGUUUUGGAGCCUUAUGUUCCCGCUCCAAAUGAAGACCUUGCUGCUACUAUUGCUUCUUUAAGAAGAGAAAAGGAUGAUCUCGAAAGGCGCCUACGAGAUGUUGAAGCAGAAAAAGCAGUGUUGGUGGCCAAUGCCAAAGAGCGUGAUAGUAUGCUUGAUUAUUUCUCCCGUAAAUGGAAGAUUGAGGAUUUCGUCUCUCCAGAUCAGAUACAAUCAUGGGAACAAGAGAUUGAUAAACUCUUCCAAGAAAGAAACGAGAUGAUGAAAGCUCACAAAGAAGAGAUCAGAAGUUUAAAGAGAAAGCGCCGACGCGAAGACUGA